This is a messenger RNA of Pyricularia oryzae 70-15, 2044 nucleotides long. Its product is annotated as cleavage stimulation factor 64-kDa subunit. NCBI's taxonomy places the organism in Eukaryota, Fungi, Ascomycota, Sordariomycetes, Magnaporthales, Pyriculariaceae. The record is from RefSeq and is a predicted model, not a curated record. The transcript has 3 exons. Gene Ontology annotation, biological process: mRNA 3'-end processing. Bases 401 to 1318 code for a protein of 305 amino acids. Gene Ontology annotation, cellular component: mRNA cleavage and polyadenylation specificity factor complex. Gene Ontology annotation, molecular function: mRNA binding.
CAGCUUUGAUCAUCGAAUGAAUGCAACGACGAAUGAAUUUGUCCGCGAAACAGACAAACAAAAAUCAAGAGACUGUCAAUUAUAUUUUGCUAUUGGGUUAUUUCAACAACUUAGACACCUGCCUGUCGAAGCUCUUUGCACACCAUCUGAUAGCUAGACGCAAUUGAUUUUUUUCUUUUCUGGAACAGACUGAUUGCCGUCCAUUGUGACUUUGUCUCUAAGGGCUUUCAAUCACUUUGACGUGUGCGCGUCCCACCCUCGCGUGUGGUGUCUUUGACAGCAGCCAACGUCCUGCCUCCGUCGUCUUUGGCGGGCCAUCAGAAAUAAAAACAGACUGCCUACCUGGCACCUGAAACCCUGUGCCCGUGUCAAUCUCUUUCUUCUUCUUGAAACUCACAAAAUGUCGUCCAAACCACCGUCAAGAGUGGUGUUCGUAGGGAACAUCCCAUAUGGACUGUCUGAGGAGCAAAUAACCGACAUCUUCAGCCGGGCGGGCAAAGUACUCAACUUCCGUCUUGUCUAUGACCGGGAGACAGGAAAGCCCAAGGGUUUUGGCUUUGCAGAGUAUCCCGACAAUGACUCAGCAGCAUCAGCAGUCCGCAACUUGAACGACACUGAAAUCAUGGGCCGUAAACUGCGCGUGGAUUUUUCUAACGAGAAGCCGAGCACAAACGACCCCGACGACGGACCCCCCGGUGGCGCAAACGGCUCCGGCGCUCCCUCGUACCAACAACAACAAGAAGUCCCCUCGCUGCCCCCUCUCCCGCCGGGAAAGGACAUUCCCGCCGGCGUCUCGGCGACCGACGCCAUCUCGCGGACCCUGCGCACGCUCCCGCCCGCCCAGCUCCUCGACAUCCUGCAGCAGAUGAAGACCAUGUCUGGCGCCGACCCGGCCCGCGCGACCGAGCUCCUGACCCAGGCCCCACAGCUGUCAUACGCCAUCUUCCAGGCCCUCCUGCUCAUGGACCUUGUGUCCCCGGACGCCAUUCACUCGGUCGUCGACCCGGGCGCCGCCGUCCCGCCCCCAGCGGCCGCCCCGGCCCACGCUCCCGCUCCCUACGGCGCACCGCCUGCUGCUGCCGCCGUCUACCAGCAGCACCCCGUCGCCAACACCCCGCCCGUUCCAAUGCCGUAUGCGCCGCCUGCCGCGCCGACCGCUGCUACGCCGACCCCUGCGCCGGCGGCCGCGCCUCAGGACACGGACGCCCUCAUGCAACAGGUCCUUGCCCUACCGCAGGCCACCAUCGACCAGCUUCCCGAGGCGGAGCGUGCGCAGAUAAUGGCUCUCCGUGCCAGUUUGAUGGGCCAAGCCAGGUAAAGACCGUCGGUCAGGGCUGGAUGACGGAAUCGGGGAAGCUUGAGUGAGCAUGGCAUUCCAUGAUGCGGCUUGUGUCGUAGUCGUCACUGUCUCUAGCUGAAGCCACCCAACUACGAGCAUAAGAUAUCGAUAAAGACCUUGUUUGGCAUAUUAGACUUAUUGUGUUGCCAUGAGCGCCAGGUGGAUAGUCGGCCUUUGAGGGUAUUCGGGCUGAGGAAGUUUAGCAACUCCGAGACUGCCGCAGUGAUAGAGGAGGAUUAUAUGUAAAAUCAACUCGGGUGCACAAUAUCGGUUCCCUGAACUGCUCCAUGAUAGCAGACGUCAAUUCAAUUCCUCGGCUCCCAAGCUCCUCGCUUGUUCUUCUAAAAUAAGCAUUUAUGAGAAACCACAUCGCUGUGAUAGUUUAUGGCUACAGCCAUAGCCAGUACAUCAAAGGAUACAGGGUCAAGCACAGAUGAUUUGAGGGCCGUAUAUGUCAAUGGUGUUUUUUGUUUCGUUUUGUUUCCCAAACCCAGCACUGCCAUAUGCACCCAGUUAGUUUUACAAAGCUUUCAUGUUUCAAAAAUGCCUUCCCACCAAUCUCAAUAUCUAGGAAAAUCCUGAAAGUUUUGCUGUUUUUUAUUUUCUUUCCUACAGAUCUUCACGACCGAAUAAAUGAGUAGGAAAAUACACUCAGCUCCGGCCUCUUAAAUCAUCUACUACCCACUCAAAGCACGGUCAAGUCCC